Messenger RNA from Punica granatum (pomegranate), 2409 nucleotides. NCBI's taxonomy places the organism in Eukaryota, Viridiplantae, Streptophyta, Magnoliopsida, Myrtales, Lythraceae. The record is from RefSeq and is a predicted model, not a curated record.
AAAAGCCAACUCCCUCAAGCGAAGAGCUCUCAACUUAAAAAACCAUAACUCGAUCUCUGAGACAUCAGCACCUCGAAGCUCACCCGCGAUUCUCGUAGUUCGCCGUCGAAGCUUCUGGAUAUAGCCUGUGAGGAGGGGGCGACGCGGAGAGGAAGGCGACGGAGUUGAAGCGCCAUGGCUGGCUCGUGGAGAGCUCGUGGCUCGUUGAUUGUCCUGUCCAUUCUGUUUUUCGGUUGUUUGUUUGCGAUUUCCAUCGCUAAGGAGGAGGCCACUAAGUUGGGGACAGUAAUCGGUAUCGACCUUGGUACAACUUAUUCGUGUGUGGGUGUUUACAAGAACGGUCAUGUAGAAAUUAUAGCGAAUGACCAAGGAAACAGAAUUACCCCAUCGUGGGUUGCUUUCACUGAUAGUGAGAGACUGAUCGGUGAGGCUGCCAAGAACCAGGCAGCUGUCAACCCGGAGAGGACCAUUUUUGACGUUAAGAGACUCAUUGGAAGGAAGUUUGAGGACAAGGAGGUCCAGAAGGACAUGAAGCUUGUCCCCUACAAGAUUGUGAACAAGGAUGGUAAGCCUUACAUUCAAGUGAAGAUCAAGGACGGCGAGACCAAGGUCUUCAGCCCCGAGGAAAUAAGCGCCAUGAUUUUGACCAAGAUGAAGGAAACAGCAGAAGCAUUCCUUGGGAAGAAAAUCAAGGAUGCUGUUGUCACCGUUCCUGCCUACUUCAAUGAUGCCCAGAGGCAAGCCACCAAGGAUGCCGGUGUCAUUGCUGGAUUGAAUGUUGCUAGGAUUAUUAAUGAGCCAACUGCUGCUGCCAUCGCCUAUGGUCUGGAUAAGAGAGGUGGUGAGAAGAACAUCCUUGUCUUUGACUUGGGUGGUGGUACAUUCGAUGUCAGUGUCUUGACCAUUGACAACGGCGUCUUUGAGGUUCUUGCCACUAAUGGUGACACCCACUUGGGAGGUGAGGACUUUGAUCAGAGGAUUAUGGAGUACUUCAUUAAGCUGAUCAAGAAGAAGCACAACAAGGACAUCAGCAAGGACAACAGGGCUCUUGGUAAGCUGAGGAGGGAAUGUGAGCGUGCCAAGAGGGCCCUUAGUAGCCAGCACCAGGUCCGUGUGGAAAUUGAGUCACUCUUCGAUGGCACCGACUUCUCUGAGCCGCUCACCAGGGCUAGGUUCGAGGAGUUGAACAAUGACCUGUUCAGGAAGACCAUGGGACCCGUCAAGAAGGCCAUGGAAGAUGCUGGCUUGGAGAAGAACCAGAUCGAUGAGAUUGUACUUGUUGGUGGAAGCACUAGGAUCCCCAAGGUCCAACAGCUUCUGAAGGACUACUUUGAUGGCAAGGAGCCAAACAAGGGAGUCAACCCUGAUGAGGCCGUUGCUUAUGGUGCUGCUGUACAAGGAAGUAUCUUGAGUGGCGAGGGUGGCGAAGAAACCAAAGACAUUCUUCUGUUGGAUGUGGCUCCUCUAACCCUUGGUAUUGAGACUGUUGGUGGAGUGAUGACCAAGUUGAUUCCUAGGAACACUGUCAUCCCGACCAAGAAAUCCCAAGUUUUCACCACCUACCAGGACCAGCAGACCACCGUCUCAAUUCAGGUCUUUGAAGGUGAAAGGAGUCUGACAAAGGACUGUAGGAUGCUCGGGAAGUUCGACUUGAGUGGAAUUCCUCCCGCUCCGAGGGGAACCCCUCAGAUUGAGGUCACCUUUGAGGUCGAUGCCAAUGGUAUCCUCAACGUGAAGGCCGAGGACAAGGGCACCGGCAAGUCAGAGAAGAUCACAAUCACCAACGACAAGGGCCGCCUGAGUCAGGAGGAGAUAGAUCGUAUGGUCCGGGAGGCAGAGGAAUUCGCAGAGGAGGACAAGAAGGUGAAAGAGAGGAUUGACGCGAGGAACAGCCUCGAGACCUACAUCUACAACAUGAAGAACCAGGUCAACGAUAAGGACAAGCUCGCUGACAAGCUCGAGGCCGACGAGAAGGACAAGAUCGAGACCGCCACCAAGGAGGCCCUCGAGUGGCUCGACGACAACCAGAGCGCCGAGAAGGAAGACUAUGAGGAGAAGCUCAAGGAGGUGGAGGCUGUGUGCAACCCAAUCAUCACGGCAGUGUACCAGAGGUCUGGUGGCGCCCCCGGCGGUGAAUCAACCGAAGAGGAUGAGCACGAUGAGCUGUAAGCAGCGGACUGAGUGACGUGUUUUUUGAAUGAAAUCUCUCUCGGCCUGUGAAUUGAAGCAGGGCACGGAGAGAGGAAACUAGGGGGGACUACUCCUAUUAGGCUACUUUACUGUUAGGCGAGGAUGAUAUUGUUCCGAUGUAAUUUUUCUGAUGGCCUUUCUUUUUGUUGGGAGGAGAACAUACUUUGAAACACAACGUUCUUUUGCUCACUUGGGUUAGCGUACUUCCCUUCUUUUUUU